Messenger RNA from Telopea speciosissima, 3359 nucleotides. Its product is annotated as disease resistance protein RPV1-like. Gene Ontology annotation, molecular function: ADP binding. NCBI's taxonomy places the organism in Eukaryota, Viridiplantae, Streptophyta, Magnoliopsida, Proteales, Proteaceae. The coding region runs from base 36 to 3359 and encodes 1107 amino acids. The transcript is spliced from 4 exons. The record is from RefSeq and is a predicted model, not a curated record. Gene Ontology annotation, biological process: defense response.
UUUUGAUAUGACAUAAUUGCAGGGAGCAGUCAAAUAUGGUUGAGUUAGUUGUUCAGAGGGUGUUGAGAGAACUAGAUAGCACCCCCUUGGAUGAAUGUAAACACCCUAUUGGAAUAGAUUCUCAUGUAGAUAAACUACUUCCUUUAUUACAUGUUGGUUCCGAAGAUGUACGAUUUGAGGCAAUAUGUGGCAUGGGUGGCCUCGGAAAGACAACUAUCGCAAAAGCUGUCUAUAAUCGCAUCUUUCGAAGCUUUAAUGGGAGUUGCUUUCUUACAGAUGUAAGAGAAGAAGCAUCACAAGGGAAUAAAGGUUUAGUUUCUUUGCAAAAACGACUUCUUCAAGAUAUCUUCAAAAGGAACUACGGCAUAAGCAGUGUUUCUAGAGGGUCAAAAUUGAUAUCAGAAAGACUUCAUAGAGAAAAUAUUCUUCUCAUUCUUGAUGAUGUGGACGAUCAUGAUCAACUUGAUGCAUUGGCUGGUGGGAUCUUUUGGUUUGGUCAAGGAAGUAGGGUCAUCAUAACAACUAGAGAUGAUCAUAAUUUGAAUGUACAUAAAGUUAAGAAAGGUAUUCAAAUAUACAAGCCUGAAGAACUGAAUUUUGGGAAUUCUCUUCAACUCUUUAGUUUGCAUGCCUUUUCAAAUAACGAACCUCCUGAAAAUUAUAAGCAGUUUUCACAUGAAGUCGUACGCUAUGCUGGAGGGUUACCCCUAACUCUAGAGGUGUUGGGUUCUUUUCUAAUAGACAAAAAUGAAGAAGAAUGGGAAGACACAUUAGAAAGAUUGAAAGACAUUCUUGAUGAUAAGGUCUUUGGAAAAUCAAUAAAAAGCUAUGAUGACAAGGUCUUUGGAAAGUUGAUGAUAAGUUACAAUAAACUAGGUGAUCCUGAGAAAACCAUAUUUCUUGAUGUUGCUUGCCAUUUCAUUGGAUGGGAAGUAGAAGAAGCAAUUUCCUUAUGGGAAGCCUGUGAGUUGCAACCAAGAUUAGCAAUAAAAGAACUUAUUCAAAAACACCUCCUAAAGAUUGAUGCUUAUGGGAAAUUGAGAAUGCAUGAUCAACUUCAAUAUAUGGGCAGGAGAAUUGUCUUGAAAGACAGCUAUGGGGACCCCGCCAAACGUUGUAGGUUGUGUUCUCAAGAUGAGAUCUUGAAAGUGUUAAAAAAAAACAUGGGAACUCAAAUGGUUGAAGGUAUCCUCAUUGAUUCAAACUUUGAAUUUGAAGCCAAUGAUGUUUUGAGCUGUGAAGACUUUGAGAAGAUGUCCAAUUUAAGAUUUCUCCAAAUUUACGGAAUUGACAACCUUGGAGGGGACUUUUUGCAUCUUCCUUCUACAUUAAGAUGGUUCCGUUGGAACUAUUGCCCUUUGAAAAUUCUACCAGCCAAAUUUUAUCAUGAGGAAGUAGUUCAUCUUGACUUAUCAAAUAGUUAUAUCAAAGUAGCUUGGAAUGAUGCACCUCAAAAUAAAAAUAAGCGGUUCCAAAAGUUAAAGGUUCUUAUUCUCUGUUACUCUGAGCAUCUCUCUAGCCCUCCCAACUUUUCAUGGUUUCCAUGCUUACAAAGAUUGGAUCUUAGGGGCUGCAGAUCACUUUUGAAAGUCCCAGAUAGCAUUUGUCAGAUUGUUUCUCUCAAAAUUCUUCUUCUCAGUGAUUGUUACUCAAUCACCAAGUUGCCUACGUCUAUUGGUGAACUAAAACAUUUAGCUAUGCUUUGCUUGAGUGGGACAAGACUUGAAGAACUGCCUGAUGGUGUAGGACAGUUAGAGAAGCUUGAGGAAUUAGAUGUUUCAGGUUGCCGUACACUAGUGAAGCUACCAACAUCAAUGGGAAGAAUGAGGAGUUUGCAUCACUUCUAUCUAGAAAAUACUAUGGUUGGGAAAUUACCAGAUGAUUUUUCAAAGCUCUCGAGCUUAGAGGUGUUAAGAAUAGGCAUGCCUGAGCCUGCACGAUAUCAGUGGGAGGAAGAUGAUCAGAAACACUACCUGAGGCUUCAAUUACUCUCAAUCAGCAUGAGUGGUUUUCCUCAGCUUCAGGAGCUACAUUUAGUAGGUUUUAUGAGCCUCUCUCUACCAGAUCUUCCCUCAACUUUAACCCGCCUGCAAGUUAAGUACUGCAGUCCACUGCAGAAAAUUCCAGAUCUAUCAAACCUUGACAGGUUGAAGGAAUUAUCAAUUGAAAAAUGCAAAGAUCUUAUAUACCUCCCAGAGCUUCCCUUGAAUUUAACCCACCUUACUGUUCAUUCUUGCUCAUCAUUGGCAUGUUUAUCAGAUUUGUCAAACCUUGAAAGGUUGAAGGAAUUAUCAAUUGAUGAAUGCAUAGGUCUUAAAUACCUUCCAGAGCUUCCCUUGAAUUUAACCCAUCUUACUAUUCGUUCUUGCCCAUCAUUGGCAAGAUUAUCAGAUUUAUCAAACCUGAAAAUUUUGAGGGAUUUAGACAUUGGAAAUUGCAAAAAUUUAGAGGAAAUUCAGGGCCUUGAAGGAACAAAAUCCUUGGAACAGUUGAAAGCAUGGGGUUGCUACAAAAUAACAGAGACAACGAGGAAGAUACAUGGGCAGGGAAGACUUUUACAUAAUGUGAAGGGUAUGGAAGAAGAUCAAUCCAUCUUUAAGACCUCUACUAAGGGAACUGUGCUCUGCAAAAGAACUUCUGUUGAUGAUAAGUUUUGUAAUGGGUCACCAAUUUUGUGUGUUGUUUUUGCCUUUAGACAGUUAGCAUCUGGUACUAGGUUGGAUCGAUCGGAGAUUCAGGCCGGUGAUCUAGUAUCCAUCACUCUUCGAAUUGAUGCAUUCAUCCGUUGGAGAGAAAAAAGGACAUGGUGUUGCCAUUCUAUUAGAAUUGAGGACAUGGAAUUAACUUAUCGAGAUGACAUAAUCUACAUCCACCAUUUCGAAGGGUUCGAUUGGUUUGGGUUUCCAUUGGAAAGCAAAUAUGCUAUUGAGGAACUAAGUGUAGAGAUAGAGAGAUUCGGGGACUUAGAACCUGAGCACAGUGAUAUUAGAUGGACCUGCGAAGUGGAAUUCUGUAAGCUCUUGUUUGAAAACGAAAAGUCACGCCAGCAAAUGUCUAACCAACAAUCCAGUGCCAUGAUGGUAGAAGAUUUCUUCAGAUGGUCACAAUAUGACAAUGAUGAGAGAGUGGUUUUUCAAGCUGGCAAUGAUGAAGAAUAUGAAUUGAGUGAGGCUUAUUCGCCAGAGAGGGUGUUGAGGGCUAGAGCGAAAGCUUGUCUUGACAAGGAUGAUGAGGCAGCUGGCUCAGGGAAAUGCAAUUGUUUUGGCGCAGUGAAAGCUGUUUGGAGGAGGAAGAGGGAGUGUUACAUGCCACGUAGCUCAAAGUAUUCUUUCAAUUCCCAUCCCUCUUUUUUGACGUAG